AUGCUCACGCCCACCGUCGCCAAUUCCCUUUCGUUCUUCUAUCCCGUCGGCAACACCCCGGCUGUGAACCUCGCGAGAGGUUUACCGCAAGGAAUCGACGGAGAUUUGCUGCUGUUGGGUUGUGGGGAUGUGAGAAACAUUCUGCAUACAGCCUACAACGAAAUCGGACUGCCCGACCGCAAAUUUGACAUUACAUGCAAUGACUGGGACGAGGCAAUCCUAGCGCGUAACAUCUUAUUCUUUUCCUUUCUUCUCGAUAAUAAAGGUUCGGGAAAUACGCCAUGGAAUCUCUACUACGAGCUUCACCUCUCUAAAUCCGACCUCGGCCAACUCUCAGAGCAACUCAAGAAGCUCCUCGCCGCGUCCGAGUCUUUGAAAUCGUGGAAGUCCAGUGCCUACGGAAAGGUUUUGCCUUUUGUUGACCAGGACACGUUUGACGAUGUCCGCAGCAUUUGGAAAAGCUACCAUGCUUUUGUGUCUGCAGAUGUGGCCGUCAGCUCAGCCGCCCUCAAGGCCAAUAUCGAAUAUUCGAUGGAGCUCAAGGAGUUCACCUACGGCCAGGAUACACAGACGCUGACCGGAAUGCGGUCUGCCGCUCCUAUCGCGAUGCCAAACUUCCGAGACAUCAUGGAGGCAUCUGAAUCUUUUUGGAAGUCUGCUGUUGCCGGGCCCAGCGGUUCCGCCAAUACACCCAACCCCAUGUUCGCCGCUGCUUUGUCGAAGCACCGAGUUCUGCACUACGCAACUGACCCUAUCCUUGGCUUCCACCUCGCCACCGCCUUCGCGUCUCUCACCGAGUCAUCGCCACUGAGGCCUAAUCAAAAGGAUGACAGACUGAAGGCUUAUGCCGCCGCCAAGACCCAAUUUCGGGAAUGGGCAGCUGCAUGCAGCAAACUACUCCGAGAGAAGAAGUUGGUCGUGCGCUCCAUCGCCAGCGAAGGUCUUGCAUUCUGUCAGACGCUUCAGCAUUUCAUUGCUACCAAAGAGACAUCAGCUGGCUGGUACCGAAGGCAAUUCGACCACCGGGCCUUGGCGCUAGAUCCCGAUGCUUACGGGGGCAAAUUAGCUGCUCCCUCAUCUUUCGAUGCCAUCGAUACUUCCAACAUCGCAGACUAUGUUGGCACGUUGAAUCUACUAACGUCCGCCAUACCACUGCUGAAAGCCCAUCCCUGGUCGUCUCUAUUCACCGAGACUUUGCUGAAGAGGGAAGAGACGAGCAAGCAGGCAUUUGACAAGCUUCUUUUCGGCGAUGCUCCCACCGUGUCCUUGCUUCUGGGUGCCAGCGCUGUUGAGUACUGGACCAAUGCCACCGCGGUAUCAUGGGUGGACGAGGUUCUUAUUGGCCUAGCUUCGGGCGUUCUCAACAAGGACAAGUCAGGCCAGACUCAAUGCCAUUGCCGUAUCAACUGGAAGCAAUCCAAGUUCCUGUCAGGCGUCGUUGCCACGGGUCCUCUCAAGGUCGAUCCUGAAGCUCUCGCAGGCGUCAUCUUCAAGGUCUACCUCGACAUUUUCCAACACGAGAAUCCGAUGAAGCUGUUGUCCAUCUCCCAGUCGUCAAUGGCGCAGCUUAUCCGCAACACUGCCUACACCACAUUCCAUCGCGGAACUAUGGUCGCGCUAAUGCGUUAUCUCAAACUGAGACUGUCGGUUUCCGACUAUGACACAACAGUCAAGAUCUUUCUCGAGAAGUUCUCCUUUGAGAGAAGCCUGAUGUUCACGGGCAACCUACGGCAGGAUCUCUCUUCGCAGAUGCACACCCAGGGUCUCCUCACCGAGGCUUGGUUCAGCAGAGACAUCAAGCCAAAUCGGAAUCUGGGUGGCUUCGACUCAUGGGAAUCGAUUCCUGAGGUUGUCGCCGUGAGUCUUGUAGUUCCAAGGCAAGCGGUCAUGCGCAUGUUCACCGGCUCCGGUCUUUCAAAGACGGCAUCUCCCACAAUCAGAGGGUCUCUUGUUUCCGGAAAGGACGCAGACCACAAAUGGCACAACUUCUUCGAUGAUGUCCAGCUCGUCUGGGGCACCAUUAAGACCAGUGGCGAUCGAGAGACGAACCAGUUCUCUGUUACAGUCGAGGCUGAUCCCGCCGGCUGGUCGGGAGAGUCUCCCCUCAUUGCAUCCUUUUAUGUCCCUGCUUCAUCGCUCCAACUUGAGCGCAAGACAGCUUUUGUUCGUUUGGAGGUCCAAAGCUCCGCCCAGAACAUUGCGGCUUACCAAAAGACAUUGGGCGAAGAAUUGAAGAUAUACGAAGCAAUGUUGAAGGAAGAGUCUAGCGUCUUCAUAACGAAGUAUUUGCCAGGCCAAUCCCGAUACGCUGCAACUUGUGAAGCCGCCGGUGCUGUCGCGGAGUCUUCUCCCGAGACCAAGGAUACCAAAGCCGUGUUCACUGCCGACGUCAGCGAAGCGCAGGACAAGGUUGUCACCAUCACCGGCCAUCUCGACUUCGUCUCCGACAAGGCCAAGAAACUCCUCACGGACAAGCUGCCCCUUGUUCUCGAACAAGAUUCGCCCUUCACUGUCAACCUCGUCUUCGGCGAUAAGAAGCACGUUUAUCCCCUGACUUUCCCAGCUCCAGUCGACGCCAGCAAGGCCAAGACCCGGAUCGCCCGCAAAUCGGCGUACGUCGAGGUCAUCGCACCCUUCGCCGCCCUCGCCACCGAUCCGCACACCAAGACACCUCUCACAGACUUCGUCUACCCCAAUGCUCUGGCGAAGAGCUUGUCCAACACGCCCGCAGACCUCAACACCCCACACUUCAACCUCGAUCGGCUGCCUAUCAUCGACGUCACCAACAAGGAAGCAAACCGCUGGAUGACCACCCUCCUAUCCUUCAUGUUCACUGUUCGCGAGAAGGAAGUUCGUGAACAGGCCCAAGCUGGAAGAGGAGGCAUCUCCAACUCCAACCGCCUCAACUUCAAAGAGUCUCUCUUCUCGAUGUUCAUGCUCUCCACGGGCCUGCAAGGCGGCCAGACCGGUCUCUUCGGCCUGAACCAACCCGAUGGCUUAGGCAUGCACAUGCUCAUCUUCGUCUCCGCUGUCCGCCUUGACGCCGCGUCAGGCUCCAUCGUACUGGACGCCGCCGUGAUCCCCUUCACCCUCGACCUCGUCUACAAGCUAAAGCCCUUCCUCCAAUUCCUCCUCACGAUGGAGGUCUGCACCAUCAACGUCAACGACGACGAGCUCGUCUUCUGGCGCAAGAUGCUCCCGUCGUUUGCCGAGCGCAGCCGAACCUGGAACCACAAGUCCUCGUGCGAGUACGGCAAGGUGGGCACUGCACCCCUGUCGUUGAAGCAGGGCGAGCCGACCCUCUGCUCGUGCGGUGAGGGCAAGCUGCCAGACGACUUUGUCGCGAUACCUGACUGGGAUUCCGUGGCCAAGUAUGCCACGCGUAUCGCCAUCAGCCCUACUUUUGCAGUGCCGUUCGUGGACGACUGUGUCGACUUUGAGUCAUGGGAACGGAGCAAUCCAUCUGCAGCAGUCGAACAGGCGACUCAGGAAAGGUGCAGGAGCUGUGGUAAGACAGCAGACCAGGCCGGUUCUGCGCUGAAGAAGUGCACGCGAUGUUUGGCGGUCAAGUAUUGCAGUGCCGAGUGUCAGAAGACGGAUUGGCGGAAGCAUCGCGGGGAGUGCCAGUAA
This is a messenger RNA of Colletotrichum karsti, 3630 nucleotides long. RefSeq names its product MYND finger. Gene Ontology annotation, biological process: regulation of transcription by RNA polymerase II. Lineage: Eukaryota; Fungi; Ascomycota; Sordariomycetes; Glomerellales; Glomerellaceae. The coding region runs from base 1 to 3630 and encodes 1209 amino acids. The transcript is spliced from 3 exons. Gene Ontology annotation, molecular function: DNA-binding transcription factor activity, RNA polymerase II-specific. The record is from RefSeq and is a predicted model, not a curated record. Gene Ontology annotation, cellular component: nucleus.